Messenger RNA from Brachypodium distachyon (stiff brome), 1435 nucleotides. Its product is annotated as leucine-rich repeat extensin-like protein 3. The coding region runs from base 75 to 1055 and encodes 326 amino acids. Gene Ontology annotation, biological process: defense response. NCBI's taxonomy places the organism in Eukaryota, Viridiplantae, Streptophyta, Magnoliopsida, Poales, Poaceae. The record is from RefSeq and is a predicted model, not a curated record. The transcript has a single exon.
GGCAUAAAAACAGUGACUCGUCACCUACCCCAGCAGCAGCAAGCGCGAAGACCAGAGCACUGCUCCACCGCGCCAUGGCUUCCCAGUCUCCCCCCGCCCCCCUCCACCCACACCAGCUGCAGCAGCAGCCGCUUCCCCCGCACCAGCACCCCCACCCGCAGUACCAAGCUCCGCCUCCGUCGAUGCCUCCGCCGUCAGGGGCGCCGCCAAAGACCAUGGAUCUGGAGGUCAUCGUCGUUUCGGGUAAGCACCUCAAGAACGUCAACUGGCGCCGCGGCGACCUCCGCGCCUACGCCGUCGCCUACCUGGAUCCCUCCCGCCGCACCGCCACCCGCCCCGACGACGCCGGUGGAUGCAAGCCCGCGUGGAACGAGCGCAUCGUCCUCCCACUCCCGCCCCACCUAUCUCCGCACGACCCCUCGCUCCUCCUCUCCAUCGACGUAUUCCACUCCAAACCGUCCGAUUCGCCCAAGCCGCUCGUCGGCUCCGCCCGCUCGCCUCUCCGCGAACUCCUCUUCCCCGCUAACCCUAACCCUAGCUCCGACUCCGUCUCACCUCUCAUCACCCUCCCGCUCCUCCGUCCAUCUGGCCGCCCCCAAGGCAAGCUCCGCAUCCGCCUCGCCCUUCGGGAGCGCUCGCCUCCUCCUCCUGAGCCGCAGUAUCCGCCUCCUUCCUCCUCCCCCUACUAUUUCCCACCACCUCCGCCUCCCACCUACUCGGCCCCGCCACAGUACGGCUCAGAGCAGUACUACCGUCCCGGUGGGUACUACUCUGCGCCACCGCCUCCAUCCCAGUACGAGUACACCACAGGGCCCUCUGCACCUGUGGACUACAGCAGGCAGUAUGAGCAAAGAGCAAGGACUGAGGGUGGGACUGGCAGUGGAAGGUAUGGAGUAGGCACUGGGCUUGCUGUGGGUGCCGUUGCUGGGGCUGUUGGGGGGCUUGCGAUUGAUGAAGGUGUGAAGUACAAGGAGGAGAAGGCGGCAGAGAGGGUGGGGGAGAAGGUGGCACCAGCUGGGAGGGAUGAUUACAGCGAGUAUCGUGGAGAUUAUUGAUUGGAGUUCACGUGAGUGAGGAUGCACUGUGAGUUGGUUCUUCUCAUUUCCUGUCAACGUGGGAAUAAAGUUGCAGUUUGGUUUCGUGGUUUGCUCUGUAUAUGUAUAUAUUUGCUCAGGGAUGUGAAUUAUCAUGGUACCUGUGCUUAUGACUUGUGUUUUACGACAUUUGUGUGUAUCAAUGUAUCAUAAAGGUUUGGUGAUUAGCUUUGAAUCUGUACCUGUAACUUGAGCUCACACUGUUUAGUUAUCUCUUCUCUGAGUUGUGUCUUGUCCAUUAGGUUCCGUAUGUGCUUGGCAUUGUGAUGAACUCUAAUUGUAUGGUGUUUUAGUCAAAUUAUAUUACUUUGUGGAACAGGAACAGAAUAGCAAAUUUGUUA